Messenger RNA from Adineta steineri, 207 nucleotides. The record is from the annotation of a GenBank genome assembly. Lineage: Eukaryota; Metazoa; Rotifera; Eurotatoria; Adinetida; Adinetidae.
AUGAGUGAUAUGGAAAAAAUUGUUGAACAAUUACGAACUGAAGCUAAUAUUAAACGAAUUAAAGUAUCGGUAGCAUGCAAAGAUUUAAUUCAAUACUGUCUAAAACACGAACAUAAAGAUGUACUUAUACAUGGCUUCGACAAAAGUCCAAAUCCAUUUUUUUUUAGAAAAGGCUCUAUAUUUUUAUGUGAAAAUCCGCCAAAUUAA